Messenger RNA from Seminavis robusta, 606 nucleotides. Lineage: Eukaryota; Bacillariophyta; Bacillariophyceae; Naviculales; Naviculaceae. The record is from the annotation of a GenBank genome assembly.
AUGUUGCUUACUGCUAGUAAUGCAUUUAAAGAAUGGCUAGAUGUUAACAGUCGCUACCCUUACAAUGAGUUGAGGAAAACCAGGCAGACUUAUAAGCUCAAGUAUGUUUUGCUAGAGGAUCAAACAGACAGGGAAGAUCCCAAAACCCAGUACUAUCUUGUGAAGACCAGAUACCUGUCCAGUGGCAUCCUGGAGCAACUCAUCAUGGAAGGGAAUGCGCUGCCAAUGACUCCUGAUCAGACUUGGCUCUUGGAUGAGAUGUUUGUGUGGGGUGUCAGGCACAGCAAUGAAUGGUACAGUGAAGUUCUUGCUGAGCUUGCAUGGGAAGUGUAUGAGCAUGAACCUGUUACAAGGAAAGAGAUGUGCAGAGAGGCAAUCAAACCACUUAUGAGAGGUGCACUUCACCAGCAAGGUAUUGGUGGAGACCAUAUUGAAGUGAAGGCAUUGUUACUUACAGAGUGGGAAGAGUGGUUUGAUACAGAGUGUUGGAGCCAGCACAAGCACAACCUGAGUGGUAUGACAAUCAGUAGUGAGCAGUACAUUAUCAACAGAGCUGCAUUCACUCUUCAUCAUGGUGGCUACUCUUACCCAAUGCACCUUGACUGA